CGCUCAGGAAGGGGAGGCAACAUUUACACAAAGAGGGAAAACAAAGGAAAGAAGCUACAAUUUGAUGACAUUUUGAAAGUUGUCGGCUGGUCAUGAAUCCUCACUCGCUGUUGAUGGUGCUGAUGGUGGUUGCCAUGGUAACGGGGGCCCAUUCAAAUAAUGAGGAGAACGAACUGGAUUAUGGACACUGGAACUACAGAGAAGGAGCCGACAGAGUUAACGUGACGUCAGUGCGCAGUUUGACUAAAGUUUUGGAUACGUGGGGGAAGGGUAUUUUUAAGGAAAUCAAGACUUUGCUGCAUUCCCAACCCAACACGCUGCUCCCUGACUACUCCAGGGUGCGUCCUCUAUCGGAGACCAUCGACGACCUGUUCACAGAAGUCUCCGUGCUGCAUCAGCGUAUCACAGAGCUCUCCCAUCGCCUAGCAACCACGCAACCCUUCUUCCGUCGCCAUGGCUACCGUGAGGAGAGGCUCAGGGAUGAUCCGUCUCCGGUACGUCAGAGUCUGACAGACCCACACCCAUAAAGAUUCCGUUUCACCACCGAUCCAGAAUAUAGUCCUCCAAGACAGAAAUCUCAAGUGAUCAAAAGUGAUCUGACAAAAACAACGAAGAAACAU
Messenger RNA from Phycodurus eques (leafy seadragon), 620 nucleotides. RefSeq lists its product as uncharacterized. The transcript is spliced from 5 exons. Bases 93 to 527 code for a protein of 144 amino acids. The record is from RefSeq and is a predicted model, not a curated record. NCBI's taxonomy places the organism in Eukaryota, Metazoa, Chordata, Actinopteri, Syngnathiformes, Syngnathidae.